CCAUAGCCAUCGCCAUAAUUUAGGGUUUCCCGGGGUUUAGGGUUCUUCACGUGUUUGGAGCCCUAGCAUGGCGAAGCCGCGCAAACAGAAGCAGGGAGGAGCGGCGGAUGGCGCUGGGGAGAAUGGCGGCGACGCCGGCGUCGUCGUGCGCCACCAGAAGCUGUGCGUCGCGAUCGACAUGGAGCACGAAUCAAUCGUCGGGCACACGGAGCUGGAAGUAGCGUCCAGGAACAGCGUGGGGGAGUUCCACUCCGGGGGACUGGAAAUCUUGCAAGUGCUUGUGGAUGGAGUCCCUGCGAAGUUUGAGAGGAAGCGAAGGACACCGAAUUCAUCUCAGCAGGCCAGCCCUCGCGUUCAAUCGCUACAAACUGCUGCUGCCACUGCUUAUUCCAGCUACAAGGCUGUCUUGGCGGCAGAAAGCUCACCCGAUCUCUUCAUCACCUUGUCCGCGGCGUCUCCUUCCCAGGCAGAAAAUCUGUGUCAAGAGAACGGGUCGUCGCAAGACGUUCCAAAGCCAUCCACAGCGCAGCCGGUGAAGCUCGUACAAAUUCAUUUCGCGCUAGUAAAAUCGAAGAGCAAAAUUUUCUUCUCCACGAAUUUAUUUCAGACGCAUCGUGUGCAACAUUGGUUUCCUUGCCUUGGCUCGAUGUCGAGCAGAUGCAGCAGCUACCAUUUAGAAUUCACUGUACAGUCUGAUUACGUUGCAGUAAGCGCUGGAAAUCUUCUGUAUCAGGUUCUGAGUAAGGAGGGAAACAUGAAGACAUAUGUCUACAACUUGGAUGUACCAACGCCUGCCUCAUUUGUGACUCUGGUUUCUACACCCUUGGAAGUUAUUUCUGAGCGACAAAAUGCAAACGUGUCACAUAUGUGUCCACCAGGCUAUACCUCGAAGCUUCAAAGCUCUGUAAAUUGCUAUUACUCUCUAUUCAGUCUAUACGAGGAGUACUUGGGUGCUGAAUUUCCUUUUGGAUCCUACAAGCAAGUUUUUAUUGACUCCGAGCAUUCGGUUGCCUCUCUAUCAGUAGGAGCAUCGAUGGCGGUUUUUAGCUCGCAUCUACUUGUAGACGAACGGGUUAUUGACCAGGCAAUCAUAACUCAAAUCAAACUCUCGCAAGCGUUAGCUCAACAAUGGUUUGGAGUCUUUAUAACGCCAGAAACCGAUCGCGAUGUAUGGCUUUUAGAAGGCAUAUCCGGCUUUCUUGUACAUUUGUUCAUAAGAAAAUUUUUGGGAAAUAACGAGGCACUAUAUCGGAAAUUCAAGGCUAUCGAAGCUGUAACUGACGCAGAUGUUGAAAGUUUUCCACCUCUUAGUCCAUCUUCCGUUCCUGCUGGUGUUUUCCGGGCGGAGAAGCUGGGGCUUCUUGGGAAAAUCCGGCUAUGGAAAGCCGUAACCGUAAUUCAGAUGCUUGAGAAACAGAUGGGGCCAGAAUCUCUUCGUAAGGUUCUGCAAAGGAUUGUAUCGAGGGCUGGAGAACGUAACAUGAGAACACUCAGUACAAAAGAGUUCAGGCAUUUUGCAAACAAAAUUGGAAACCUCGAACGUCCAUUCCUAAAAGAAUUUUUUCCUCGAUGGGUGGAAUCACAAGGCUGCCCGUUGCUAAGGAUGGGAUUUGAGUACAACAAGAGAAGAAAUAUUGUGGAGUUCGCAGUUCAUCGGGACUGCACAGCUCCAGAAGUCAUGAUGCUGGGGAACAAGUCCAUCGCUGACGUUGGAUGGCCUGGAAUGAUGAACAUUCAAAUACACGAACUCGACGGCAUGUAUGAUCAUCCGAAUCUAUCUCUGUCAGGAGACGUGCAUCAGCUUUUGGAAAUUCCAUGCCAUUCCAAAAUGGCGAAUCGUCGUCCCCAGCGGCCGAAAAAGCCCGGGAAGGUGGAAAUUAUUGAUGAUUUGGCAGACGAUAAACCAAGUGUGGAGUCUCCGCUGUUAUGGCUGCGUGCUGAUCCUGGUAUGGACUACCUAACGAAGAUACAGCUUUGGCAACCUGAGCAAAUGUGGAUUAAUCAACUAGAGAGAGACAAGGAUGCUGUGGCACAGUUGCAAGCAAUUGCAGCUCUACAAAAGCUACCUGUGUCGUUUUCGAUAGUAAACGCGCUGAAUGGCUGCCUUAUUGAUCCCAAGGUAUUUUGCCGUGUCCGGGUCGAGGCUGCUUUCGCACUAGCUAACACGGCCGGAGAGGGGACAUCUUGGUUGGGACUUGGACACCUCAUGAAGUAUUACAAAAGCCGAUGCUUUGAUAUGGAAAUUGGACUCCCGAGACCCAAUAGCUUCCAUGAUUUUUCCGAAUACUUCGUCCUUCAGGCAAUCCCUCCGGCAGUUGGAACCGUUCGUGGUAAUCAAGGGAAGAGUCCACCAGAAGCCGUUGAAUUCAUUCUUAAUAUUCUCAAGCACAACGACAACAGUGGAAAUGCUUAUUUGGAUUCUUUCUGGCUUUCGUCUGUUAUUGAAUCAGUAGGCGAACUAGAAAUCAGUCAACAGAGCAUUCCAAAAUUCGCAAGAAUUUUGAAGCAGAUUGAUCGGUAUUUUCAGUAUGAUAGACUAAUGCCGAGCUACAAUUGUAUAUUAACUCGAAGUUGCAUUCAGACUUUAACUCGCCUUGCUUUGAAGUUCAACACGGUCAUUUCCCUGGCACCUAUUGAAACGCUGUUGUCUCCUUUCAAAGUGCUAACAACACCCUGGCAAGUAAGGGUUGCAGCUUUGCAAGCACAGUUGGACAUGAAGUUCCAGUCGGAAAGUCUAAAUUCGUCGCUCCGAGUCGCCCUUGAUUUUGUCAGAGAAGAUCCAUGUGCAAGAGUUCAAUGCAAGGUGAUGUCUUACGCUUUACGUAUCUGUCUACGGAAGCAUGCGUCAACGUCGUCUGUGGAUUCUUCGACUGUCUCGUCUCUCCUGGAGUUUUUUGAAAGUGAACAAUGUGCCGUGAAUCACAAGUUGAGGCAUUAUAUUUUCUCUAUCUUGCAAGUUCUCGCGGGAAAGCCUGCAACGUUGCUACGAGUGAGUAGGCUCCCACCAAAAGGACCCGUAUUAUUAUCACCCACGGGAAAGAAAGAUGAUGUUGAUGUUUCAAAGCUUAAGGUGCGUGUGAUCCAGGCCGCGAAGAAGGAACCAGAACAACAGAAAGCUGGAAAAUUGACUUUGCGGCUAAAAUCCAGUACCUUCCAAAAUGCGGACGCUCUACUCAAAUUGCCUUCUCCGACUACUGCUCCUGAAAGUGUGAAGAGCGCCAAGUCAAGUACGAUAGAUCAACCGCAGGCAGCGAAGCCUUCGAGCUCGAGCAGCCAGGCGGCCGAAGCUUCGGUGCUUGUCGGUCCAGAAAAGAUGGACAUUGACGACAGUCCUGGCAGCUCGCAGUUCAAGGAUCUCAUCGAAGUCAUCGACGUAAAUCCUGUUCCGGAAGCACCAGUUGCGAGAAACGAAGCUGUAGACGAACAAGCAGCUGAGGCUUCUCAAAAGGAGGAGAGAAAGGAGAAGAAAGACAAGGACAGGAAAGACAAGAAGGAGAAGAAGAAGGAGAAGAAAGAGAAGAAGGACAAGAAAGAUCGAAAGGAGAAGAAAGAAAAGAAGCACAAGGAUAAGAAACACAAGAAGGACAAGGACAGGCACAAGCGCGAGGGAACAGAGCAGCAGCCUAAGAACGAGAAUCAAUCGCCCGGCUCUGACGUUGCGGUUGUUCCUGCCAGCCAAGUGAACGAAAGCGAGACCGCCGUUCGCCAACCCAGCAUUCUCCUCAAAGUGAAGCAGGAAAUAAGCGACGCAAACAUGUCAGCUCCGCCGGUGCAAGCUUCAUCAGCAACGAGUACACCACCACCACAACCACAAGUUCCUGCUAUCAAGAGGCCCGGAGAAGGUGGUUUCAAGCUGAAAAUUAAAAGACCCAAAGUCGAGUGAGAGCCGGGCAAGAAGCUCCGGCGAUCGAUCUCUUCAAGCGCGGGCCCGUCGGUGGAGCAUCUCCGUGCCGUGCCCUUCACUCGCUCCCGAGAAGAUGCAAGGUCAGACUACGACGCCUACCA
Molecule: messenger RNA, 4005 nt
Organism: Selaginella moellendorffii
Lineage: Eukaryota; Viridiplantae; Streptophyta; Lycopodiopsida; Selaginellales; Selaginellaceae
Product: transcription initiation factor TFIID subunit 2
Exons: 27
Coding region: 68-3883 (1271 amino acids)
Biological process (GO): transcription initiation at RNA polymerase II promoter
Cellular component (GO): transcription factor TFIID complex
Molecular function (GO): RNA polymerase II general transcription initiation factor activity; transcription cis-regulatory region binding; zinc ion binding
Source: RefSeq, a predicted model, not a curated record